UUUUAAGUACGGAUCUCUUUCUCUCCCUCACAACAUUCCAUCCAGAUUUGUCCGGCAUUGCCGUCUGAUCCUCUUCUCUUAAAUUUCUCCCAUUUAUUCUUCGCCUCUCCGUGUUGCAUAUUUCAGGUAUGGGCCCGGCGGCGACAGGCGACCUGGCGACGCUGAUAUUCACAUACGGAACGUUGAAGCGGGGAUUCUCCAAUCACGGCCUCCUGCGAGACCUCAUUGACUCCGGCGACGCUGCUUAUCUCGGCGACUACCAAACCGCGGAGAAGCUCCCGCUCGUCUGCGGGCCCUACAGAGUCCCGUUUCUCCUCAACCUCCCCGGCUCCGGCGACCGCGUCUGGGGCGAGGUCUACGCCGUCUCGGCCAGAGCCCUAGCCCGGAUGGACGAGCUGGAGGGCACCACGCGCGGCCACUACGAGAGGCUCCCCAUCACGCUCCUCCGGCAAGGGGACGGGGAGGAGCCGAUGGAAGUGGAGGCGUACUAUGCUCACCGAAGCUACGCGGCGGAGCUGUGGAAGAGGAGCGGCGAGAAGGGCUACAGCUGCUACGGUGAGAUCGAGUCCAGUGGCUACAUCAGACGCAAAGAUAGACCUCAGCAUCUCUCUUUCCUAGAUCAGAUUAGCCUCUUCAUCCGCCAUAACCCCAGUGAAGCAAUUUCUAAUCAUUAAACAUCUCUUCAUGUUUUGUUAACUUGAUGAUGAACUCAUUAUUCCCAUCAUUAUUGUUGCAUAGUUGUUGUUUUUCGGUUCCACCUACACAUCUCAAAUUCAAUCUGACCUCUGGGUUUUUCAACACUA
Messenger RNA from Ipomoea triloba (trilobed morning glory), 803 nucleotides. RefSeq names its product putative gamma-glutamylcyclotransferase At3g02910. The transcript has a single exon. Bases 129 to 674 code for a protein of 181 amino acids. Lineage: Eukaryota; Viridiplantae; Streptophyta; Magnoliopsida; Solanales; Convolvulaceae. The record is from RefSeq and is a predicted model, not a curated record. Gene Ontology annotation, molecular function: gamma-glutamylaminecyclotransferase activity.